AUGUCGCACUUCAACUGGACUCUGGACAGUGGAACCAACUACCACAUUCUGCGCACCGCCUGUUAUCCGUAUAUGAAGUAUCACUGUAGCAAGAGGGAGGUUCAGGAUCUCUGGCUGGAGGACAAGUUCUUUCGCUUUCUAAAAGUAAUCAAUUUGGGCUUACCAAUGCUGUUCUAUGGACUGGCUGCCAUCCGUCUAAUAAGUCACACCGAGAUCGUUCAUGUCAGCGAAAAGGUCAAAGUUCCCAUAUAUUUUCUAUAUGCCGAGGACAAGGGUGCCAGCUUUUGAUUUAAUUUCAGGAGACAGCUUUAUGUGAAAUGUGAGAGACAGCCUUCUUGUCUAAUUAUGUACAUAUUUAUUAAAAGUUUAACAGUU
Molecule: messenger RNA, 375 nt
Organism: Drosophila elegans
Lineage: Eukaryota; Metazoa; Arthropoda; Insecta; Diptera; Drosophilidae
Exons: 2
Coding region: 1-288 (95 amino acids)
Source: RefSeq, a predicted model, not a curated record